Messenger RNA from Carica papaya (papaya), 758 nucleotides. The record is from RefSeq and is a predicted model, not a curated record. NCBI's taxonomy places the organism in Eukaryota, Viridiplantae, Streptophyta, Magnoliopsida, Brassicales, Caricaceae.
UAGCUUUCUAGUUUCAAACUACUGCACCAAAAAGUUGUUUCAUGCGCCCUCCAGGUGCUAUUCUUGCUCCUGGUGAGAGUAUCAUUGCAACUGUUUUCAAGUUUGUUGAACAUCCUGAGAACAAUGAAAAACCAAUGGACCAGAAGAGCAAUGUUAAGUUCAAAAUAAUGAGUCUGAAGGUGAAAGGGCCGAUGGAUUAUGUACCUGAGCUGUUUGAUGAACAAAAAGAUCAAGUAGCAAUGGAGCAAAUAUUGCGUGUUGUUUUUCUCGAUCCCGAGCGUCCUCAUCCAGCUCUAGAAAAACUCAAGCGCCAAUUAGCUGAUGCUGAUGCUGCACUUGAGGCACGCAAGAAACCUCCAGAAGAUGUGGGUCCAAAGAUAAUUGGGGAAGGACUUGUAAUUGAUGAAUGGAAAGAGCGGAGGGAAAGAUACCUUGCUCGACUCCAGGUUGAAGGUGUUGACUCAGCAUAGGAUGCCAGUUCUUCAGCGUGAUUGAUAGUUUAAACAAUCCGUUAUUAACUGAACCUUUCCAAUCGUUUCGUGUAACAUAAAAUUAUUUCUUCAAGGAAUCAUGUAGGAAUCUCCCAACAUUUUGACAUAAAAGGAAUGUGAAUCUGUGAUUUGAGACUAAAAUCCCUUUGCAUAGGUACUGUUUCUGUAGAUAAUGUAAUUUUGUUUAAUCUGUUAUCAACAAUAAACUUGGUUUUUUGUAUGCAAGUUUUUACCAAAUGGAUACCGGUUUGACUAGCAUUGUGAUGA